This is a messenger RNA of Rotaria sordida, 663 nucleotides long. The record is from the annotation of a GenBank genome assembly. NCBI's taxonomy places the organism in Eukaryota, Metazoa, Rotifera, Eurotatoria, Philodinida, Philodinidae.
AUGUCGAUGAAAGAAAGUGUUAAUGAUCGAUUUGUAUGUCCAAAUGAUCGUCAAUUAGAACUUCGAUCAAAAAUUAAUUCUGGUUGGUCAUUUCGUACAAAUCAUUUACCAUCAAAUUAUCUUUUUAAUAAAAUAUCUCAAAGUGUUAAUAAUAAAUCGUUGACUGAUGAAGAAAUUGAAGAAAUUGAAAAAGUUCUUAAACGUGCUCAACGUAUUGAAAUUGUUGAAGAAGAACGUAUUCGUAAAUUAAUUGAUCAUUUUGAUAAUAUUAAAAAAUGCGCAACUGGUAAUGGUUCAUCUCAAUGUGUUUUAUGUCGUGAUCAAUAUCAUUUAUUAAAUCGAUCAUUUAAUAAAUGUUUUCAUUGUCACAAAUCUGUAUGUAACAAAUGUUCAAUUAAAAUUGAUUUUAAUGAUAAAUUAUUAUCAUUAUGCAAAAUUUGUAGUGAAUAUCGUCAAUUAUGGAAAAAAUCAGGUGCUUGGUUUUAUGGUAUCUUACCUAGACGCUCAACUAUAAAAUCAUCUUCAUCACUUCCAUCAUCAGAAUAUAUUAGAAAAAAUAAUAGACAAUCAAUUUCUGAUCAAACAAGUUCAGAUGAUGACGAUCAAAGGAUUUCGGAUAGAUUUAAUAAAGAAUAUUCGUCUAAGAAUAUUUUAUUUAAAUAA